Rhododendron vialii is the source of this 1410-nucleotide messenger RNA. Its product is annotated as probable WRKY transcription factor 15. The transcript has 3 exons. Gene Ontology annotation, molecular function: DNA-binding transcription factor activity; sequence-specific DNA binding. Gene Ontology annotation, biological process: regulation of DNA-templated transcription. NCBI's taxonomy places the organism in Eukaryota, Viridiplantae, Streptophyta, Magnoliopsida, Ericales, Ericaceae. The record is from RefSeq and is a predicted model, not a curated record. The coding region runs from base 144 to 1091 and encodes 315 amino acids.
GAGAGAGAGAGAGAGAGAGAGAGCGCAGAGAGAAUACAUAUACCGAUAUACGUACAUCUUCACGAGUACUUGUGCCAACUUCCAACCCAACAUUGCGCUCUCUCUCUCUCUCUCUCUUCCCCCCGAUUGAUGCCACUGCCGCCAUGGCCAUGGAGCUCGUGAUGGGUACCUACAGAUCAAACAACACCUUCGCAACCAAACUGGAAGACAACGCCGUGGUCCAAGAGGCGGCGUCGGGCCUCGAGAGCGUCGAGAAAUUCAUCCGGCUCCUAUCCAAGUCCCAAAUCUCUCCUCCUGAUUCCGACCGAAACUCGUCCAUGGAACUAAACACCGACUGCAAAGCCGUGGCCGACAUCGCCGUUACGAAAUUCAAGCGGGUCAUUUCCCUCCUGGGCCGCACCCAAACCGGCCACGCUAGGUUCCGGCGAGCCCCUCUGGUUUCACACCCCCCGAUUCCGGUCCAACACAACGAGGGAUACGACGGCCCGGAGACCAGGGUUUAUUGCCCGACUCCGAUUCAGCAGAUUCCUCUGGCGGUUUCCCACCCGAACCUGAAGAACAGGGUGAUUAGUUUCUCGUACUCGCCGGCGAUUUCCGGAGCAAACUCGUCGUUGACGGGGGAGACGGAAAUGAAGCAGCAGCAGCAGCAGCCGAUGUCGUCCGCGCCGUUUGUUGUGUCGAAUCUGUCUCAGGCGUCUUCGUCCGGUAAGCCGCCGUUGUUGAAGCGGAAGUGCAGUUCGUCGGAGAACGCUGCUUCCGGCAAGUGCAGUGGGUCCUCCGGCCGAUGCCAUUGUUCCAAGAAGAGAAAGCUGCGGCUGAAGAGGGUGGAAAGAGUUCCGGCGAUAAGCUCGAAAAUGGCGGACAUACCACCGGAUGAUUACUCGUGGAGGAAGUACGGUCAGAAACCCAUUAAAGGCUCUCCACAUCCAAGGGGUUACUAUAAAUGCAGCAGCGUGAGGGGAUGCCCGGCGCGUAAACACGUGGAGAGGGCUUUGGACGAUCCAGCGAUGCUUAUUGUCACCUACGAAGGCGAGCACAACCACUCUCUAUCCGUCGCUGAAACCAGUGGUCUUAUUUUGGAGUCCUCCUAAUUUAGGAUAAUAAUCUCUUUUUUUUUUCUCCCCUCAAUCAUCUAAUUAUCUACUAGCUCGGUGAGUUGAGUUCAAUGACUCAACUCAGCUCUGGAUCUCGAAGGAGAUUUUAAUUGGUGAGUUUAUUAGUUGUUUAUUCCUUGUACAAUACUACUUGGAUUCCCUGUUUCUCUCUCUCUCUUCGUUUCUCUGUCUAGAUUACUGUGAUCCCAUUGACGAGAUUGAUGAAAAGGAAAAGCAAGGGGGAAAAAAAAAAGAUGGUGGAUUUGGUAUGAUGUUAGUAGAAACAAAGAAAGUGGGUUCUAUGGUCUUUUUUUAA